Messenger RNA from Oreochromis aureus, 1984 nucleotides. RefSeq names its product ankyrin repeat and SOCS box protein 5-like. NCBI's taxonomy places the organism in Eukaryota, Metazoa, Chordata, Actinopteri, Cichliformes, Cichlidae. Gene Ontology annotation, biological process: positive regulation of protein catabolic process; intracellular signal transduction; protein ubiquitination. The transcript has 8 exons. Bases 181 to 1041 code for a protein of 286 amino acids. Gene Ontology annotation, molecular function: protein binding. The record is from RefSeq and is a predicted model, not a curated record.
UCGGAGGAGUCGGAACAUGCUGCCGGGGCCGUGUGGAGCUCCCGAAGUGUCCCGGAAAAGAGGUGCUGAGCCGGGCCUGCUGCCGAGGCACGUCUCGGAGAGGAAGCGGGCCUGCUGGGGAAUUCUGACCAGCCAAGGAAGGACAAACAGGAGGAGUGGAGGGAUUCUGCUUAAUUCAAAAUGUCCUAUAUCUACCAGUGGCUGGAUGUGCCGUGGGGAGACGGAGAUAUGGGGUCCUGGGCAGAUCGUUCUCCUCUCCAUGAAGCAGCUUCUCAGGGUCGGCUGCUUGCCCUGCGCACUCUGCUGGCCCAGGGCUAUCACGCCAACAUUGUCACCAUUGAUCAUGUGACUCCUCUUCACGAAGCCUGUCUAUCAGGACACGUCGCCUGUGUCAGAGCUUUACUAAAUGCUGGAGCUAAUGUGAACGCUGCUACCAUUGAUGGUGUCACUCCUCUGUACAACUGCUGUGCGUCGGGGAGCAUCGGCUGUAUGGAACUGCUCCUGCAGAGCGGCGCACACACACGUGCGUCUCACACACACUUCCCCUCAGCUUUGCACGAAGCCUGCAAGAGAGGUAACAGCCACUGUGUGGAGGCCCUGCUGUCUCAUGGAGCAGAUCCAGAUUAUGAAGUUUCCCACCUGGGCUCUCCUCUGUAUGUGAGCUGUCUGCACCGACACACAGCCUGCUCACAGGUCCUGCUGCACAGAGGAGCAGAUGUAAGUGUGGGCAGAGGGGGCGACAGCCCUCUGCAUGCGGCUGUCAGACAGGACAGCGCAGAUCAGGUGUCACUGUUGCUCGACUACGGGGCGAAUACUAACUUCCGAGACAGCAACAAUCAGCGGCCGGUGGAGCUGGCGCCCCCUGGUGGGAAAACACACCAGCUGCUGCUGGCCUUUGAAGCUUCUCCAAGGAGUCUCUGCCAGUUGUGUCGUCUUCAGAUCAGAAAUCUGAUUGGGCGAUCCAGACUGAACUUUCUCCCUGUGCUUCCUCUGCCCAGCCCGCUCACUCACUACCUGGAGUACAGAAGCAACGAGCAGUGACGCCACCAUGCACGCUAAUAUCACGCCGUGGUUUACACCGAGUCCGCCGACAUUUCACACGAGAACACGCAGACCUUCUGCUGCAUGCUGUACUCGCUCUGUUGCACAGCAGAUUACUUUCAUAUCGCCAUAACUGACGAUCUGUUUUUUUCACUAGGACUUUAGUUACAAUGGGGACAGUUUGUCUCUGUGUCUUAAACAGAAUUUGAUUGUUUUUCUUCCUUUUGUUUAGCUUUCCUAAUGACUCCUCAUGAACUUUAGGUGUGUUGACCCUGUGCUGAAAUGACUGCUGUUUGUUCUGCUGGUCUUAUCAGGUCUGAGUCUGUAGGUCUCGCCGUAGCUUGGCGAUGGACAGUCUUCACCAUGAUUGUGCUGGCAGUUUUAGAGUAAUCCUAAUGGAGCUUUGGGGGUUUCAGAGCUGGAGCUGAGCGCCUGUUUCAGCCAUCAUUGUAGUUUCAUUGUUCUGGCUCAACUUCACCUGCUUCCAAGGGUCACGGAGAAGACAAAGAUCUGACGACGGGAUGACCCUGAUGUCGCUCACCUAAUAAAGUUGUUUAAGUGUCGCUGGAGUCUUCACAUCACUCCUCCUGACUGAGCCAAUCAGGAGCCAGGAGGAACAGUGACUUGGAUGAAUAUAUUUCAUGAAUGUCCUGGACCCCAGUGUGAUGGUACCUGUCCUCCAUCAUUGCUGUUACCGUCUGAAUUCAGUCCAACACAGAACAGAAAUAUACUGGAUAACUCUGAGCACCCUGCAUGACUUACUUUGUGAUUUCACAUGUAUUUAUUCAUUUCACUUCAGCUUCGUGUGUAUUUUUUAAUCUUUCUGAGCUGCUUGUUUUGUGAUGUCAUAUUUAUUUUAUGGAGUGAAGCUGUUUUCAUGUUGUGACUGCUGUAAUGGGAUCAUUUCCCAACAUUUGGGAUGAAUAAAGUGUGUCAUAUUUAA